Molecule: messenger RNA, 3214 nt
Organism: Hippocampus zosterae (dwarf seahorse)
Lineage: Eukaryota; Metazoa; Chordata; Actinopteri; Syngnathiformes; Syngnathidae
Gene: ttc9b
Product: tetratricopeptide repeat domain 9B
Exons: 3
Coding region: 252-1007 (251 amino acids)
Molecular function (GO): protein binding
Source: RefSeq, a predicted model, not a curated record
AUUGCGGCAGAGGCGGUCGCGUGUCUAUGGUGCUGAAACUGCUCGUGCUUCAGUUGUUGCUACGAGCAUCCCCGCGAGCAUCGUUACGCUCGCAACCGAGCUAGCUUUCUUCGGCGAAUUCCUACAAUGUCUCCACCACUCACCGUCGUAUUUGGGUCUGAAUAACCAUUUGACGUUCGUACAACUUUUGUAUCGCGGCUAAUUCUCUCGUGGCGCGUCGUAGCCUACGAAGUAGCCGAACCUCAUCCUUUAUGCACAGCACGGUGCUUCAGCCCUCCGAACACCAUGGUCUCCUCCAGCCCCGCUCACUAGGCAGCAUGGAAGCCAAGCAACACCCGAUAAAGAGCCUCAAAAGCUAUCCGGAGACCGGCGGCCGGAGUCUGGCAGCGGCUGCCGGUGGCGGAGGAGGAGGCGGCGGAGGAGGAGACGGAGGCGAGGGAGGCGGUUGCCGAGUCGGCGUCUCAACGGAAACGGAGAUGGAGACGAAGAUUCAGAAAGCCGUCGACUUCAAGGCGGAGGGCCACCGCUGCUAUAAGGAGAAGAAAUUCCGCGAGGCGAUCGGCAAAUAUCAUCGGGCGCUCCUGCAGCUCAAAGGGGUUCACGUAGCCGAUGGGACGACCGGCGGCUCCGAAGUCAACCUGCUGAACCAACAAGAUGCCGCCAAGCUCACGGAGGAGCAGCGGAGAGCCGUGGAGAGCACCGAGAUCGAGUGCUACGACAGCCUCACAGCAUGUCUGUUGCAGUCCGAGCUGGUCAACUACGAGCGAGUGAAGGAAUAUUGUCUGAAGGUCCUGAGUCAUCAGAGGGACCAUUUCAAGGCCAUGUACCGCGCCGGCAUUGCCUUCUACCACCUGGGCGACUACGAAUGUGCCCUACGCUACCUGAGAGAUGCCAAGAAUCGCGAGCCUGCAGAUACCAACGUGCUGCGCUACAUCCAGUUGACGGAGAUGAAGAUGAGCAAGAGUGGCCAGCGGGAGCGACAGCUUGGCAAAGAGACGCAAGGCUGACCUGCCCCUCCUUGUUUGGGGUCCUGCACCAACCUCCAAACCAGUCCAACCUUACUCCAUCCUCGCCAUACUCUCACGGACCCUCCGCAGCAAGGACACAGUUGUGAGAGACGAUCUGAACUUGCUGUUUUUCCAACUCCUUCAUGCCUGUUUGUCCCUCUGGCGCUGUGGCUCUAAAAAAAAAAGAUUAAAAAAAAGAAAACUGCUAUAUAACAUACAACCCCGCCCCUCAAAAGAAACUAGUGAAUAACGGACAUUUGUGUGACUUGGUUGAUGGUUUCAAAAAGUUUUGUUUUUGUUUUGUUUUCUCUGCCUUCUCCGUGUGUGCGUGGAGGCCUUUUGGAGGGUCGAGAUUGGCUCUUUGAGGCGUGUGACACAUAUCAAGACCAUCGUCCGAUUUGAUUGUACACGUGACACACCGGGAGGGCUCUCUCAGGCCCUUUAAGCACACUUUCUUGGACAUUUUUUUUCCAAUUAAGGGCUAAUUUUAGUGUUUGUAAUCUGUUUUCAUUGUCCAUCGAAACCAGGAAUGGGCAAAGCGUUUGGAUCUGGUACGAGAAUUGAAAUGAUCAAGACUCUUGUGACAUUAAAUUGGCUAUUUUCUUCCAUAAGUGGUUCAUUAAACGUUAUUUAUUCAUAAUUUAUUUAUGUUUAAAUUCAUCGUUUUUUAAUUAUUAUUUUUAUUAUUUGCAUAUUAAUAGUAGACAAUAAGUGUAUAAUGACAUUCAAACCUACCCUCUCCCCCCAAAAAAUCACCCAAAAAACUGUCCAUUUAAAAUGGACAGUGAAAAAAAUACCAAAGGAUAAAGUAAUGCAAAACAGUAACAAAUUUUGUCUGUAAUUCAUAUUUUCAUUUUUGUAACUAUUCAGGACCAAAAUACAUGUUGUUUUAUCCCUUCCUUUUUUAAACGAAUUGGCUGAUCAAUCAGUUAUCGGAAUUUCCGACUGCCAAAAGGAUGAUGCCCCCCCCCCCCCACCCCACAAAAUGUUGACUGGAGGAGUGAAUCAACCCCCAUUCAACUCCCCCACCGACUCCUCCACACUCUUUGCACGCCGCUGUUACCGUCUACAUUUAAUUUUUUUUUAGUUUCAUAACAUGAGCUUUUGGCUAAAUUAAUUAUAGAAAUUAAUUAAAAUGUUCUAGCACAAGCUUUUGCCCACACCUGUCCUAAAGUGUGCAGUUGUCCGUAGCUUCAUGAUCGCAAACAGGUUUGCUUAUGUUCUGUCUUGAAUUUGUUGUAAAAAAAAAAAAAGGCUCCCCAAAGCCUGACCCCAAACCCCUUCACCCACAGGGUUGUUGCUGUGACUGUACGAGCCCUUCCCCGCCAGAACAUUUCGACACUUUUCAUUGUUCCAAAGACUCAGUUCAGUCAAGCAUCCAAGAUGGCAGAAAUCGAAAUACGUUAUGUGAAACCUGUCAUUGGUACAAAAAAAAGGUUGGGAACUGCUUGGCUGCAGUCAGUCUCAGCCAAUUUGAGACCAAGUCUGAAAAGACGUUUAAAAACGUCUUUGGGAGUGAAUGAGUUAAAAAAAUAAAUAUCAAUGAUGUCAUCGAUGAAUCAACUUCAACCCGACUUUCAUCUCAUUAUAGCUGACUACAAAACCAAAAAAAUCUUUGGUGUUUGACCUCGAACACACAUUACUAAUCUUGUGUGUGUUUACUGCUUUGAUCGUGUCUGGUUGGGGUUGUACAGUUGACUAGUCGACGUGUCAACUUAAUCAUGAUGACAUAUAGAGCUUGAUGUCGACGAGUUGCUAAUCACAUGUUGUCGACGUAAACAGGAAGCAACUCAAAUGAGCCCGUCACCUUCAUUAAUUUGAAUUGUCUUAGUUGUAGAUGCACAGAUUUGUGGAAAAAUCUGUAGCGGGGGGAGGGGCAAGUUUGAAAAGGCUUUUGAACAACUUUUUGGCCGAUACUACGAAAGCGGACGAAAAGCAAGGAAUUCCUCUACUGCACAUAACGAGGUCCAUAAUUAUUUGCUAACAUCUCCCCAUGCAGAAACCGCUACUGUGGUGUGCACAGAACGAGGACAGGUUAUCCCAUUUGACCAAGUUGACAGCAGAAAGCACACCGAGUGAGAGUAUACCCCCCCAGCCCCCCUGGUCUUCACCCAUUCCUGUUAAUUCAUGUCUUCUAACAUGUAUGUCCUGUGUAAAUUUGAUGUAUAAACUGUCAAUUGUCAAUGAAUAUAGAUUAUUGCAAAGCA